This is a messenger RNA of Pocillopora verrucosa, 2509 nucleotides long. RefSeq names its product transmembrane protein 41B. Lineage: Eukaryota; Metazoa; Cnidaria; Anthozoa; Scleractinia; Pocilloporidae. Gene Ontology annotation, cellular component: endoplasmic reticulum membrane. The record is from RefSeq and is a predicted model, not a curated record.
GAAUACAGUCACCGGUGAGUCAUUCAAAUGACGAUGACGGAUAGAAAUUUUCCAAGCGAACUAUUAAAACUCAAGGGAAGACAGCCGCUACCACAGAACCAUCAAAAUCACAUCAACAAUAUGACUGACACAAGUCCUCGAUCAUUCAAAAAGGAAACAUCGCAAAAGUCGGAAAACAAUACAGGACCCUUCAUUGUAUUAGGCCUGAUAUUUUUAACAUCCUUAGUGGCACUAGCCUUUGUUUACUGGAGUUUUCCCAAGCUGAGACCUGAAGACAAGGCAAGGAUAAAACUUCCAAGGGACAUGGAAGAUGCAAAAGGAUUAGGAAGAGCAUUGUCCAAUUACACAGAUGAAUAUUUCACUCAAGUUCUUCUAGGCUUUGUUGUAAUUUAUAUUUUCUUGCAAACAUUUGCUAUACCAGGAUCAAUAUUUCUCAGUAUUUUAUCAGGAUUUUUAUUCCCUUUUCCUUUAGCUCUAUUUUUUGUUUGUCUGUGUUCCAGUGUAGGUGCAUCAUUCUGUUAUUUAUUGUUUUACCUGGUUGGUCGAAGGCUGGUAAAACAUUAUAUGCCAGAGAGAGUAGAUCAGUGGUGUGAACAGGUUAACCAUCAUCGAGACAACCUCCUAAGCUACAUUAUAUUCUUGCGCAUCACUCCUUUUCUUCCCAAUUGGUUCAUCAACAUUUCUUCUCCAGUGAUAGGUGUCCCCCUUUUGCCAUUUUUUGUCGGCACUUUUGUAGGUGUUGCUCCACCAUCUUUUGGUUUUAUCAGUGCAGGAGUUGAACUGUAUGUUUUAACAACCACAGGGGAUGUAAUGUCAUUCAAGUCCAUCAUGAUUGUGGUUGUGUCUGCUCUUCUGUCAUUAGCUCCAGUGAUAUUCAAAAGACAACUUAGGGCAAAGAUAGAAUAAAAUAAAUAAUUUUUGUAAUAGCUUAUUUUAAUUGAUUUUGCUCAAUAAUUAGUUAAAUGUGUAUGGGAGAGAAAGCAUGUAUUCAUUGAGAUGAGAAAAAAUUUUCUCAUACAAUUUUUGUAAAUAGUAGUAAUGUAGGGGUUUCAUUGAAAGUUGGUUACUGGCGGUCCACAGCCACCUUUUAACCCUUUAACUCUAGUGAGUGACCAAGACAGAAUUUCUCCUUACUCUAUCUAUACAAUAUCAUGCAGGCAAGUGAUGAGGAUAAAGAAAAAUAUCCGUUAUGGGAUUACUAAUUGAUCUGAUAGCAAAUUCUCCAAACUAACAUAAAGAGAAUCAUUUGGCAGAUAGUAAGGAGAAUUACCAGUGAGAUCUUGGGAGUUAAGGGGUUAAGACGUCUUGCCACUGUCUGUUUAGCCUGCAGGCAGGUUCACUUGCUAAGGUUUUGCCUUAUAGUCACUUUUCUGGGCACAACUGCCUAUUACACCUGAGGCAGCCACUUAAGGAAAAAGUUACUGGUGGUAGCAAUGAGUCAUAUUUAGCAAGACCAUACUCGUUCCUUGGCCAUUUCAGUAUAGCCAAACUAUUUGAUGUCAUGUGAUCUAAGUAAAAAAUUCAGAGCAAGACUUUGACUUAGGGUGCUAUAACAAAAGACCAUUUUGGAGUUCAGAAGCCUCACUUUUCUAGGGAGAAGUGUAAAGACUUUCUGGUGAAAGUAAAUCUGAGUACAAAAUAUAAAUCCACAUCAAAAUAAAACGUUUUUGUCCUCACUCUCAUUUUGAGCAAAGCGUUUGUGCAUCUCACAAUGGUUAUUACUAUUGACUCUAAUGGUCUGGUUGUAAGCUAUUCAAAACUCCAGUAUGUAUGGUAAAGAUACUGAAAAAUCUAAAUGUUCUGGGGUUUGGAGAAUGUUGUUGUAGUUGCUGUUGAUUUUUCUUUUUUUGACCAAAAAAUGCCUCUAGGGUUCUAGAAGAAAUUCUGAGUAAUUUAGGCUUUUUGUUUGCUUUUGGUAAAGAUGCUGUUUGUUUGCCAAGAUUAUGAUUAUUUAAUAUGCAUUUAAGUUUUCAGGAUUUUAUCAGCUGCUUGUAAUAUCUGUACAAGAGGGACCUAAUUUAUUGCUAAAAAAUUCUAUUAUUAUGGAACAAUAAAUUUUGAAUUGAAAAUACUGCCACUGUUAUCAUACUGUGGUGUUCUUAUCAUUUGACUUCUUGAAUGUGAUGUUUCAGAGGAAUAGAGUUAUUGAGACCUGUGAUCAUAGUAGUCAUGAGAAUAAAUUCCUUUCUCAUUUUAUUUAUUUACUGGAUAAUCUCAAGCUCAAAUGUACUUUAAAGUCUAAUGCUGUUAUGAACAUCAAUGUUAAGGUUAUUAAACAUGUUUAUUAUCAUCUGAAUAUAAUACAAUGUUUGGUUAGAUAUUAUUUAUUAAUGAUGGGAUUUUUUUCCUUUUUCCCACACUUCCUGUUUUGUUAUUUAGACAGCUGUACUGUCAUACAAUCAUUCUGUUUUAUUACCCUUUGACCCCAAAGAGUGACCAGCGACUAAUUUCUCCUUACAUUAUAACCCCUGAAUCAGCACGAACCAAAGAAGCUCUUGAUUGUUAAAAA